Molecule: messenger RNA, 1427 nt
Organism: Physcomitrium patens
Lineage: Eukaryota; Viridiplantae; Streptophyta; Bryopsida; Funariales; Funariaceae
Biological process (GO): mRNA splicing, via spliceosome
Cellular component (GO): U2-type catalytic step 1 spliceosome
Source: RefSeq, a predicted model, not a curated record
CUUGAACUUCCGUUCGCGCGAACACGGCUCUCUCUACGCACGCACUCUGGUUUUCUGUGUGUGUGACCGGGAGGAGCGGAGGUUGUGGAACUUGGGCAAAGAGUUUUCAAACCAGAGCGUGGAUUGAGUGAGAGUUGAGUAGGGCAAGAUGGGAGAGCGGAAGGUCCUGAACAAGUAUUAUCCGCCCGAUUUUGAUCCGGCUAAGAUCCCUAGGCGGAAGCAACCGAAGAACCAGCAGAUCAAGGUGCGGAUGAUGCUUCCCAUGAGCAUCCGGUGCAAUACUUGCGGGAACUACAUCUACAAGGGUACCAAAUUCAAUUCCCGGAAGGAGGACGUCGAGGGCGAGACAUAUUUAGGUAUACAGAUUUUCCGAUUUUACUUUAAGUGCAGUAAGUGCUCAGCCGAACUGACCAUGAAGACCGACCCGCAAAACAGCGACUACAUCAUGGAAACUGGAGCAUCACGAAAUUAUGAGCCUUGGCGUGCCACAGAUGAGGCAACAGAUGAGGCGGUGAAAAAAAGAGAGGCAGAGGAGCUGGGUGACGCGAUGAAGGCUCUAGAGAAUCGGACGUUGGAUUCUAAACAGGAGAUGGACAUUAUGGCUGCAUUAGACGAAAUGAAAUCCAUGCGAUCUCGGCAUGCAACAGUUGCUGUGGAGGACAUGAUGGCAGCUCUUCGUCGCACAGCUGCCGAGAAGGACAAAGAACUAGAAGAGCAGGACGAAGCUGUAAUCAAGUCAGUUAUUUUUCAGAAUUCCAGCAAAUUUGUGCGGCGCAUUGACGAUGAUGACUUGGAAGAUGACGGUGAUGAGCAUUAUGAUGAAGAAAGCUCACUUAAUCAUGCCAAGUCCAUGAAUGGUGAAGGUUUUGUCAAGAGAAGAAAGGUUUUAGAUCCGCAAGUCAAGACAGGGCCGGCACUGGCCAGUGAAAUACUCGCUAUCCCUGUUCUAGAAGCUGAAGGUAAAGGUAGCAUUGGUACUGCGAAGGCUCCAUCGUUUGCAGUGAGUUUGAAACCAGUUGCGUUCAACAUAAAGCCCAAAGCAGGCACGGUGUCAAUAUCAACAAAAGAACAAUCGGCAAAAGGUCAAAUUGGUGAACAGGCUGCAGGUUUACCUGAGGUCACAGUUGAAAAGGACGAUCAACAACCCUCUGGCGCUUUUAACUCCCUUGGUUUGGCUUAUGGAAGUAGUGAGGAUGAUUCUGAAUAGCAUCUGCAACUUUUACCUCAGUGUAUUAUAUAUUCUGUUCCUUCUCAGAAUUAUCCGAAAAAGUUGAUCCAGCGAAGGUUGAGCAUUAGAGCCCUGAACAGAUGGAGUUUGCGCUCACCCAUUUCGUAUGCCAUGUGAUUGUGAUCAGCACGGAGAUUUUAUUAAAUCUUGUAAUUUUUUUCAUCGUCAAGGUUUUUGCUCAGUGGAGGUGCUUUAUCGA